CGCAUCCUCAGACCGGGCAUUAUUUGCACGUCUGACGGUGGCAGUAGCAGAAUCAAAAUCUCUCGUACAGGACGUCAAGACAGGGGCAAUCAUGGUCUCGUCCGCAACCGAGAGGACGCCUUUGCUUGCUGAGGAGGCGCCCGGUGUUGCUCCGCCUCUUAUCGAGUCGGACUCUACCGAUGAGGUGGCCACUCGUACGGUACCCAACGGUACAGACACUGAAAAUGGGGCCCCAGCUAAGCCCCAGGUGUCUUUGAUCGCGGUGAUGGCACCGAUGAUCCUGGGUGUCUUUCUGGUUGCGAUGGAUGUGACGAUCGUCACUUCCACAUAUGCGUCUAUCGGUAGCCAGUUCGAACAGCUGCAAAACACGAGUUGGAUCGCGACUGGCUACAUGCUAUCUCUAACAAGUUUCCAGCCCCUCUAUGGCAAGCUCAGCGACAUCUUCGGGAGAAAGGCCUGUCUCAUCUUCGCGUAUACAAUUUUCGCCCUCGGAUGUCUAUUCUGUGGCCUAGCGCGGAAUAUGACCGAGCUUAUCGCAGCUCGCGCACUUGCAGGAAUUGGCGGAGGCGGUAUGACGACCGUCGCUUCCAUAGUAAUGUCCGAUAUCGCGCCAUUGCGGCAGCGAGGGACACUGCAAGGUUUCAUGAACAUCGCAUUUGCAGCGGGCCAGGCCACAGGUGCCCCUCUUGGCGGCUUCUUGGCCGACAGCAUUGGCUGGAGAUGGGCAUUCCUCAUCCAAGUCCCCAUGACCACUCUCGCGAUCCUCUCGGUUGCGUUCGGCUUGCAGCUCCCUCGCUCCUCCACCGGGCACGUCCGGGAGAAGCUCGCGCGCAUCGACUUUGCGGGCGCCGCCAUGCUCGUCCUCUCCGUCUUUACCCUCCUACUCGGGCUCGACCGCGGAGGUAACGUUGCGUGGGCCGAUCGGUUCACCGCCGCGGCGCUCGCUGCCUCUGCCAUCUUCAUUCUCGCGUUCGCGGCCGUCGAGCUGCGCUGGGCACGCGAGCCGUUCGCCCCCAAGCGCAUCAUCGCGAACCGCGCGCUGCUCGCGUCCUACCUAUGCAACCUCUUCUCGAGUGCGGCCGCGAUCACGCUCGUCUUUCAUAUUUCGCUGUACCUGCAGGCCGUGCGCGGCGCGAGCGCGUCGGAUGUCGGGCUCAUCUUACUCCCGACGAUCUUUGGGGGUGUGGCGGGCAGUCUGGCGACGGGUCUCAUCAUGCAGAGCACGGGACAGUACUAUGUGCUCACAAUUGCGGUGUUCACGCUCAUGCUGAUCGGGAACACCACCGUCGCGCUCGUGACGGGAGCGGCGAGGUACUCCCUCCUCGGGCUCAUCAUCGGGUCCGCCUCAAAUAACAUCGGCUACGGCUCAGGCAUCACGAGCACGCUCGUCUCGCUCAUCGCGAACGCAGGACCCGAAGACCAGGCGAUCGCGACCGCAGUCUCCUACCUCUUCCGCUCGCUCGGCUCCGUUAUCGGCCUCUCGGUCGGGACGACGCUCACCCAGGACUUCCUGCGCAAGAGCCUCCGUGCACGUCUCUCCGGCGGGAACGUCGACGAGAUCGUCAGGCGGGUGCGCGAGUCGCUGGAGUAUUUGGAGCAGCUCGAGCCCGCGGUGCGCGAGAAGGUUAUCCGUGCGUACGAGGACGGGCUGCAGGCCGCAUUCUGGUUCACGGUCGCGCUCUCAGCGAUCACUGUCGUGGUGUCGUUCUUCAUCAAGGAGAAGCAGCUGGGGGGAUGAAGACGCCCUAUGGCCCUUUAGAGUGUCGGUGGAGGUGCGCUGUACAUAUAUAGACGGUGCUCACCCACCUUUAAG
Messenger RNA from Trametes versicolor FP-101664 SS1, 1813 nucleotides. RefSeq names its product MFS general substrate transporter. Lineage: Eukaryota; Fungi; Basidiomycota; Agaricomycetes; Polyporales; Polyporaceae. Gene Ontology annotation, cellular component: fungal-type vacuole membrane. The record is from RefSeq and is a predicted model, not a curated record. Gene Ontology annotation, biological process: transmembrane transport; basic amino acid transport. The coding region runs from base 92 to 1738 and encodes 548 amino acids. The transcript is spliced from 10 exons. Gene Ontology annotation, molecular function: basic amino acid transmembrane transporter activity.